AUGCUGGUUCGUGAACAGCCGCUACUGUCGCUACUGGAUUGUGGACAUCCCCAGCACGCAGCCACAGGGCCCACCGCCCAUGCAGCCUACCUCCGCCGCCACCACCCCGUCCAUCCCCCGGGCGACCCAGCUCAUUCCAACCCCGACCCUGACCCCGACCCCCGUGACCCCGAGCCACGCCCCCCCCAGCCCGCGGACGGAGGCCCGGCGGGCGGUGAUAGCAGGUUAGGGGAACCCAAGCGGGGCGGUCGGCCCCCCUCCUCUGGGGGGCCCGGGCCGGCGACGGAAGGACCGGCCGCGGAGGCCUGGGGGGAGGACACCGCCGGGACGAUGGACGAUGGACCCUGGAAUGACCUAGAUGAUCUGGGAGCUCCGCCUGUGCCGCUCCGGGAGACAGAGUGCUCUGAAACCAGAAUGCCCCCUGCGUCCUCCCGGGAGCCAGCUGGCUCUGGGGCUGGUAGUGGCCCCGGGGGCUGGCAGCACAGCCAGCAGCCUCCUUCAUCAAUCAUGACAGGAGGGUCCCCUUGGCUGCGGCCCCCGUCGGCUGUGCACACUGAGCAGGCCACCGCCCCAGAGAACAGUGAGGACUCCCUCUUUAUCUUUGACAUCCAGCGCCAGCAACAGGACGACACCACCCCGUGGCUGAUGUUCACCGAAUGGCCCCGGUACUUCCACCGGCGCUCGCUGCUGGGCCUGCUCCGCGCGGCAGGGAUGCCUGACACCCCCCAGGCCCUGCCCGCGCUGCAGGCGCACUGGGGCGGGGGACCCCCACCCACAGCGCCCGGCCAGCGGGAGGAGCAGCGCCGACAUAACCACAUCCUCACCCAAACAUUAUAA
This is a messenger RNA of Aspergillus fischeri NRRL 181, 837 nucleotides long. RefSeq lists its product as uncharacterized. The record is from RefSeq and is a predicted model, not a curated record. The transcript has 2 exons. Lineage: Eukaryota; Fungi; Ascomycota; Eurotiomycetes; Eurotiales; Aspergillaceae. The coding region runs from base 1 to 837 and encodes 278 amino acids.